ACAUCGAAAAUGAAAGUAAACUUGCUCUAUUUGAUUUUUUAGCAAACGUGGCGUAGAAAAUGGAGGAAAUCAUUGUGGAAAACAAACCCAAACUCAUCAAAUGGCUUAGUUCGGAUUCAGACAUUUUUCUGCAAUAUGUUCAAGCUAAAAAACUAAUAACAACGUCGCAGUAUACUGAACUGAUGGAAAUGAGAGCUAAGGAAAGGGUUAUCAGACUUCUGGACAUCAUCCUUGGAAAUGGUGAAAAUGUGUGUCGAAAAUUUCUGGAUUUGCUGAAAGAAGAUGAUGUGAAUGAAAGUUCUCCCGAACUCAGAGAAUGGAUCAAAACAGUGGACACUGAAGAUCAGAAAACAGAAAAUGACUGUAAAAAAGAAAGUGUUGACAGGCCAAUACAAGACCAGAAACCUUAUAGAGACUGUCAACAGAUGCCAAUACAAGAUUGUCAGCGGUUUCUAAAAAAAAACUUAAGUUUUUUGGUUCAAAAAGUGUGUAACAUUGAUCCAAUUAUUGAUGAUCUUGACCUACACCCUGAAUCAGAUGCAAAGGUGAGAGCGAAGUCAACCAAUCAAGAGAAGAUGAGGACACUGCUUGGCCAUGUGAAUUGUGAAAGUAUUGCUAAGGACCUGGUCAUCGCUCUGUUCAAGCAUGAAAAACACCUAAUGAAUGAACUGCAGAACAACUACUGAAAGUUGUAUUGUUUACACACUGAUAAGCAGCAUGAUACUAUGACGUUCCAUGAUAAAAUUAUGCAUUGUACAAAUGAAACUUUUGCAUAGUUUGUACUGCUUUAAAUGAGUUUUAAUGGACAUCUUAAAUUGUUGAAACAUUGGUAGUUUUUCAUUACAUUUUAUGAAUAUAAUAAAGAUCAAAUUAAUCAAAACCAUUCAUGUAUUUUUAUCACCAAUAAACGACAUAAAUGUC
Messenger RNA from Carassius auratus (goldfish), 921 nucleotides. RefSeq lists its product as uncharacterized. Bases 60 to 686 code for a protein of 208 amino acids. Lineage: Eukaryota; Metazoa; Chordata; Actinopteri; Cypriniformes; Cyprinidae. Gene Ontology annotation, biological process: regulation of apoptotic process. The transcript has 4 exons. The record is from RefSeq and is a predicted model, not a curated record.